AUGCCCGCAUGUGUUCAACAGUUUCUGUUUGAUGAUGUCAUGGAGGCAGAACUGAUCUGUGACUGAUAGAGAUCGCCAACUUAAAAAGAAAUUGGAACUUAAACAAGGAAAUGAGCUCAUGAGAGCCUCACUGACUUUAUGAAUAUUCAUUCAACCAUUAAUAGACACUAGGAGGAGCUAAAUAGAGGAGAAGCUGAAGCAGUUUGGUCAGAAACUCAGAAAGUAGAGCAUUGUAGUAAUCAUGAGUUCUUCACUCCACUCUUCUUCUUCAUCAUCAGCUCACUCUGACAGUUUAUCAACCUAUUCUUCAGCUUCGUCUUUCUGUUCUGCAUCCUCUGGUAUCAGCAGCUCCAGCAGUUCCAGUAGCUCCAGCACAAACUCCUCGAGUAACCUCCUCGUUUUCUGUAAGAACUGCAGAGAGCCUUUGUCAGCUGCGUGUCUGGCAGAAGGAAAUCAUCAGAAACACAAGUUCUUGAGUCUGCAGGAUGCAGUGGUCAGUCAGACUGAGAAACUCUCCAGAGAUUCCAAACACCUGAAAAACAUAUACAAAACCUGCAAGAACAUAAAGCCGAAGACAUCCAAAGCCAGGAAACAAUGCAAUGAUACUUACGAGAAGGUUACAGAGACCAUAGAUGGCCUUUACCAAGAUCUCUGGGCACUGCUGAGUCAGAACCAAAUGCAGGCUUUGAACUUACUGGAUGCCGAAAGAGAAACACUGAAUAAAAGUCUCAGUCAGUUUGAAUAUCAGGAUACAUUAACAGACAUUCAGGAAACAAUUCAGCAGCUGGAGAACCAACACACAAUGGAACAACAGACUCAACUGGAUGACAUCAAGAAACUGCAGGAGCGUCUGGAAGACAUGGAGAAGUUGUUUUCUGCUCUGACAGAAGAGACUGAAUGUGAUGAUAAUGCACAGAAAAUGUUUGAUGGCACAAGGAUCAGAGCUUUGGAGGAGUCCGUCAAAAUUAUCUUCCAGAAGAUCACAGAGCUCCUGCCUCAGCCUUGGGAGAUUUCAGAUGCAAUCACUUUUGACAAAGGGAAAAAGCACAAUGCCCUGACGUUCUGUGAGAAGAGAAUGCAGCUGUUCCUUCAAAACUCUACUUCCACUCAGACAAACAGACACACAGAGACAUGGUGCAGCGCAGUGGCGGAUAAGAGCUUCAAUACAGGUCAGCACUACUGGGAGGUGGAGGUGGAGGGCAGUCAGAGCUGGUCGGUGGGGAUAGUGUAUGAGGACUGGCUGAAGAAUAAAGAAAAUCAGCUAAACCAUCCUCUGGGCAGAGACUGUUCGUCCUGGGCCUUAGAGUGUGAUGAAGGUGAUCUGGUGGCUCUGCACAGUGAUGAGGUCAGCGCAGUGAAGAGCUGCAGUGUGAGCAGGCUGGGGGUGUGUGUGGACUAUGAUAAAGGAAAACUGAAGUUCUAUGAUGUAAACUCAGCGAAGUGCCUGCAUGUGACCGGAUUUGACCCCUCAAAACCAGUUCACCCUGCCUUCAGCCUCCGAAAAACAGGCCUCAAAAAGACCUCUAGCCUCACCAUCUGCAAACUCUUUCCCUCAUCUGAGAACAGAUAUUUAGAGGACAAUGAGGAGGAGGAAGACACCAGCAGAAACAAUCUGAGAACUUCAGCUGAUGACCAGGUUUCAGACCUGGCUGAUUCUGUUCAGAGUCUUACACCAAACUAGGUGGACACUUUUCAUCCACAUUGUAUCUACUUUAUAUUUCUAUAUAUAUCUGGGUCAUUCUUUUGUUAUAUUCACAAAAAACUAUAAUUGUUUUUUGUGCUACUGUUAACAGUAAUAAAGUCAAUUGUACAUAACAUCUAUUUGCUGUACAAUACAUAAUUUCAGUAAUAAAAAAACAUUUUAUAAUUAUGUCUGUUUCCUGGCCAACCCUUUAUGGAUUCUGUUAAAAAUCCUAAAUAAAGUCUACAAUCAUCUGAUGUGCACCCAGUUUCUUCUGGACAACAUUCCAAU
Molecule: messenger RNA, 1972 nt
Organism: Astyanax mexicanus (Mexican tetra)
Lineage: Eukaryota; Metazoa; Chordata; Actinopteri; Characiformes; Acestrorhamphidae
Product: zinc finger protein RFP
Exons: 6
Coding region: 242-1681 (479 amino acids)
Molecular function (GO): protein binding
Source: RefSeq, a predicted model, not a curated record